This is a messenger RNA of Brassica napus (rape), 804 nucleotides long. Its product is annotated as cysteine proteinase inhibitor 5-like. The record is from RefSeq and is a predicted model, not a curated record. The transcript has a single exon. Gene Ontology annotation, molecular function: cysteine-type endopeptidase inhibitor activity. Lineage: Eukaryota; Viridiplantae; Streptophyta; Magnoliopsida; Brassicales; Brassicaceae. The coding region runs from base 264 to 626 and encodes 120 amino acids.
UUGAUAUAUAAAUGUGGUUACAAAACAAAAAGGUUGAACAAUAAAUUUAAAACUUAAAAUGUUCUAAAAUGUAACACUUAAUUUGAACAUGAGUCUGCGUCACGUCAAGUGGCAAGCCUCUAGUGUUAUGAGUCUGCUUAAUUUAACACUUAAUUUGGAUAUGAGUCUGCUUCACGUCAAGUGGCAAGCCUUUACUAUAAAUAAAUAACCCUAAAACCCUCUUGCCAUGACAAAUUCGAGCAAAAAAAGAAACACGGAAAAAAAUGAAUAAUAAAGCAUUUUUCUUUCUUCUCCUCUCCCUCGUCCUCCUCCCACUCUACGCGUUUGCGGUGGUGAGUGUUGGCGGCUGGAGUCCCAUCAGCGAUGUUAAGGACCCUCAUGUUGUAGAGAUCGGCGUAUUCGCCGUCUCCGAGUACGAUAAACAGAGCAAGUCAGGACUCAAGUUCGUGACAGUUGUUAGCGGCGAGUCUCAGGUAACCGCAGGUACUAAUUACCGGCUUAUGGUGACGGUGGAUGGCAGCAUAGGAGUUGCUGGCGCUGGUGUGAGCAAGAAGUACGAGGCGAUUGUAUGGGAGAAACCGUGGCUGAAAUCGAUGAAUCUCACUUCUUUCAAGCCCACCGUAUAAUGGCAUUUUCUCUGGUUUUUCCAUAUGUGACAGAUCUUAUAAAACAACAAAAAAAAAGAAAGAAAUUAUUGUCAGUUAAUGUAUGACUAUCUGGUUUUCAAGUUUCAUGUUGUAACGGUAAAGAAAGAGUGUGAUGCAGAUUGCAGACGAAUAAAUGAUACUAUAUUGACACAUCCGC